GCUGAUUUGUUGGAACAUGUCAUUGCAAUUCGAGACGCCACGUUGAAAGAACUUUCACCGAAAGGAAGGCCGCCUAUAUUGGUAAAGAUAUCUCCCGACUUGACGGAUGAAGAGCUAGCUGAUAUUGUGACUACCUGUAUGCGACUUUCGGUGGAUGGAAUUGUUAUUUCCAACACAACUAUUCAGAGACCUCAUGGCUUAUUGGAACAACAAGUGGCAAUGCAGGAGGGUGGUCUGAGUGGUCCUCCUUUAAAAAAUAUUUCCACCUCGAUUAUUCAAAAGGUUUAUCGGAUGACAAAUGGAAGACUGGUUAUCGUUGGCGUUGGAGGUGUAUCCUCCGCUGAAGACGCUUAUGACAAGAUAAGAGCGGGUGCUUCCUUAAUCGAACUAUACACUGCAUUGGCCUAUGAAGGUCCUGCACUUAUUCGGAAAAUCAAAAUUGGACUUUCUGAAUUGUUACAAAGGGAUGGCUUUCAGUCUGUUCAAGAAGCAAUUGGCAAAGAUGUUUUUGUUUCUACUUCGCAAGAUGGAAUGAGGAAUUAAUCGAUAUUCAUCUUGGAUGCCGAUGAAAUCUUUUGAUUCAAAAAUGAAACCAUUCCAGCCCGUUCUACUAUAGUUGCACAUAUAACUAGUUUGAAGUAUAUUGGAGAAUUCUCUUGAAGAGUAAAAUUUUUGUAUCCUUCAUAUAUCAUCAACGCUUGUGUUUAAAAUGAAAUAUUAUGUUUGCUGCUUAUUGAUGACGUUUGGCGUGUAGGUAGAAUCAACGUAAAUCUGACGAGAAACAGCAGUUUCAUUUCAAUACAAAUAUUUUUAUCGAAUCUUGCCAUAAAGUUGUUGAACAGGUUAUGAUCCUUCCGAUUUUUCCGAAAAGAUGUUUCUAAGAACACCUUUCCAUUUGUUUUUUACAAAAUGGCCAUUUUUGUGAAUGCAUUGAGAAAUUGAAAGUAAGUUGAAUCCAUACAAAUACAGGCAAUCAGAGAAUCGACAAUAUAGAUGAUUGCUUCAUUUUUGUUAAUCUCGACAGAAACAUGGAGACAAAGAAAGGAUUUUCCAAGUUCAAAGCAAUUGAUGAUAAUGAAUAACUUCUGAAUGUAGACUUCGGAUCUAUUCUAACAACUUACAACAGAUGACAGCCUCUCUCCUCACUCCAUUGCAUGAUAUUAAAAAGAAUUCCUUCACA
Galdieria sulphuraria is the source of this 1180-nucleotide messenger RNA. Its product is annotated as dihydroorotate oxidase. Gene Ontology annotation, cellular component: cytoplasm. The annotation marks the transcript as partial. Gene Ontology annotation, molecular function: dihydroorotate dehydrogenase activity. Lineage: Eukaryota; Rhodophyta; Bangiophyceae; Galdieriales; Galdieriaceae. The transcript is spliced from 5 exons. The record is from RefSeq and is a predicted model, not a curated record. Gene Ontology annotation, biological process: 'de novo' pyrimidine nucleobase biosynthetic process; pyrimidine ribonucleotide biosynthetic process.